Molecule: messenger RNA, 723 nt
Organism: Aureobasidium uvarum
Lineage: Eukaryota; Fungi; Ascomycota; Dothideomycetes; Dothideales; Saccotheciaceae
Source: the annotation of a GenBank genome assembly
AUGAAGUCUUGCUUCGUCACCUGUCUUGCUGCAACUAGCGCCUUCGCAGCACCUUUUGCCGCUCCUCAAUUUGGCGGCUUCCCUGGCUUUGGAAGUGGCCUUGGUAGCUCGACCAAGAACGAUGUCACGAGCGGCGUUUGCAAGCCCGUGACUUACAUCUUCGCUCGUGGUACCACGGAGAUCGGUAAUAUGGGUUCCACUGUUGGCCCAGCUCUCGAAAGAGCGCUGGAAUCAGCNUUUGGCAGCAACAACGUCGCUACUCAGGGCGUCACAUACCCUGCAGAUGUCGCUGGUGCCAUCAGUGGUGCUCUCAGUCCUGCCACUGCUCAGGGUGCCCGCACUAUGGCCAGCUUGACUCAACAGGCUCUAAGCAAGUGCCCCGACACCAAGAUUAUCCUUGCCGGUUACUCUCAAGGUGCUGAGCAGGUUCACGGUGCUCUCAUGAACCUCCAGAAUGGACAAGUCGCUGUAAGUCUUAAUCACGAUAUAUCAGUAUAUGGCUAUUCGCUCACAGACUUUAUANNGGUCGCUCUUACUUUCGGUGACCCGCUCCAGUUGACUGGCUUCAGAAACAUUGACUCUGGUCGCACCAAGGUCUACUGCAAUCUCCUCGAUGGUGUGUGCAAUGGCGCUUUCAUCAUUUCUGCUGCUCAUCUUUCCUAUGCCAUCCAAGAUACUACUCCCGCUGCGCAGUUCGCCAAAAGUGUUAUUGGAAACAUCUGA